AUUAGUUUCCAAACCAAAAAGUAAAUAGCUUUUAUCUUUGUUAGCUUUUUCAUUUGAUUAAUCAAUUCAACAAUCUAAUUGACUCAUUAGUUUUUUAAUAUCUUUUCUUUCUUUUCUUUGAUUCGGUGAAACAAACAAAGUUUAUAAUGAAUUGUGAAGAAGCAAUUGCUGCUUUUAAAAGUGAAGUUGAAAAUCUGAGAAAAAAUUUGCAACUGAAAAAUCAGUACAAUGAAGGACUACGAAAGCAAAUUAUAGAGGUUCGGAAAAAUAUACGCUCUAUCACUGGAAAUGUAUCCAGUAUGGGUGAGAUCAAGAAAAAUCCAGCCGAUUUGGUCCAUCAAAAUAUUGUUCAGGUGGUCAAGAAAUAUGAUGAAGAGAUUUCUCCUAAAGUUGGUCAAUUGCGAGAGAUGAAAACUAAACGCGUCAAUCAAUUCAUCACUAAAUUGAAUAUGACUGUGGAGACAUUCAACCAAAUGGUCGCUUAUACAAUUACUUUUGAUAAAUUCAUGGAGAAAAGGAAAAAUGAAAACUCUAAUAAUGAAAUGGUUACAAAGAAAUCAAUGUGAACAGAAAAUAUACAAAAUGAAUACAAUACAUAGAAUAAAUCAAAGAGUGGAAUUUAAACAAACCGGUAACAGGCAGCG
This is a messenger RNA of Tetranychus urticae (two-spotted spider mite), 644 nucleotides long. RefSeq lists its product as uncharacterized. The record is from RefSeq and is a predicted model, not a curated record. Lineage: Eukaryota; Metazoa; Arthropoda; Arachnida; Trombidiformes; Tetranychidae.